GUUCGUUCUAUCCCUAUGCGCAGUUCUGUUAAUGGUAUCGCGCGUUCGAUAGAAGCGAGUCCGGCGCGGUCCUUCGUGCUUUGGUUUCGUCGGCGGAUGCGAUCGCGCGCGAGCGUCCGCGUGAGAAACCGAAAGACGAGGGAAAGGGAGAGAAGACAGCUGUCAAACGAGACGCCGAGACGCUCGCGCACGCGCGCGCGUGCGUGUGUGCGCGAGACACGCGAAAAGUAAGGUUAUGCAAUUGUUUGCGCUGCGAGUCGCUCGCGCGCGGCUCGUUUGAUGCCAACGACAUAUACAUGUGAUUCAUUCGGAUCGUGUUCGAGUGCGUGUCCAGUGACAUCCGCGCGAGAGUGUAUCUCUGACAGUUCGAAGAAAUGACUCUCGCGUCAGACGACAAAUAAAUAUCCGGGAUGUUCCUCGCGAGCGAGUGCACUUUUCGCUUCCAAGUGACGGGAAUCAUCGAUCUCGACGUAACGAGGGCCAAGAAAAAAAGAGAGAGAGAGCCAUGACGGGGAAACUCGCGCGAGGAGGACGGAAGGACGGAGGCGAGCGACGAGAAGAGUGAAAUUCCGCGGAAAAGUGAGUUCGCGCGCAGUAAAGUUGAAGCGGUGAGUGCGCGCAGAGGAACUCGGCCGGGUGAACUCCCCUCUCCCAUUAUCGCGUCGUCUCCCGCCGACUUCGCGCACGCCUUCCUCCCUCCCUCCCCGAAGCAGCUCGCGUUUGUCGCCGUAUGUUUCCUUCUCGUUCUAUCCGGCAGACGGCGUCUCUCUUCCGCGGUGCCGUUUGACGACCUCUCGCUCCCACCCGCUCUCUUUUCUUCUCUUUCUCCGGACAGCACGCUGCCCUCGCUCAACUACCUGUUGUGACGUCCAGCGCGCUCGACGCACCGAUCAAAUCCGCCGUAAAUACCGAACCGAGAACGGUCUCGCAGUGUUUACUCGUGUUUACUCGGUGAAUUUUCCUCGAAUUAAACGACGAUAACAUUGAGAGGACACGUUCGGGAAAAUAUUUUCGAACGAUGAGGAGAGCCGGCGAAACGCGACUAUCACGGUGAAGGAGGAUCCCCGCGAAAGGCCUGUGUUGUGUUGUGUUGCGUUGCCCGUCUAUCCCUCCCUUCUCUCUUACGCCAGCAUCUCCGUGACGAGAGCGAUACACAGACGAGCGCGAAGGGGGAAGAGCGAGAACAGAGGCGGAGAACGAGAGCGCGACAAGGACGACGCGCGCCCGCGUGAUGGAGAGAGAAGGAGCGAACGAGAGAAAGGACUCGAGCGGACUCUUAUCGAGAAGUUAGUCGCGCGCGGCGAACCCACCGACGUCAAAUCUUGCGUUGCGCGCCUCGUCGAGAGUGACAGUUCGCGGACGAAUUCUCGGGAUUCUCGACGGACCCUUCGAGAGUGUGACGUGUAUUUUGAUAUCGCGGACGAUACGGUUGUUGACAUUCGGCACGCGCAUUCGACUUAUAUUAUAUUGACAGUCGCGGAGUUGUUUCGAAAUAAUAUCUAUCGGAGGAGAGUCCGGUGAGCGGGAGACGUGGUGCGACGACGCGCGCACUAUCGCGCGCGCGGUCACGUGGAUCGCGAAGAGAACAAAAGGCGGAACGCGCCGCGUUCAUUGACGAGUCGUGUCGACGCCGCGCGCCGGUGGCAUCGCGUCACACGUACAUCGGAAUACUCGCGUCGCGUGUGCGUAUACAUAUACAUGUGUGUGUGUGUGUGUGGGGCGACUGGAAUCUCUUCGGCGCGCUGAUAUAUCUCUCUUUCUCUUGACAAUCGUAUUAGUGCGGUCGUAUUUUCGAAAAGGAAUAUAAAUCUCGCGAGAGACAAAAGUCCCGGGGGCGCCUCCGCGCGAGCGCCGAGAUUAUUAUUAUUUAUUCCGGCCAGAUGCUUCUUCCCUGCCGGAAGUCAGGCAGGAUCGUCGACGAGCCAGCGAAUUGGAGGAUGCUCGGCGGCCGGGUGAAGCAGCCGGUGGUUGAGGACGACGACGAGGUCGCGCGACCGGCAUCGCGCGUUAUCAUCGACGACCACCUCGGUGGCACUCAUUGAGAACUGGCUUAUCCUGCGGUGGAUUUAGGGGGCUGUAUGGAGGCCGGGGGGCUCCUGCCCCGUCAGCCCCCGCAAGGCCCCCCGGCACCAUCCCCGUGUGCGCGGGCCAGGGCCCGAACGGGCACGCCGUAUCCGGCGCCGGUAACGUCCUCGGCCAAUCCGCGAUUCACGAGUUGAACGCGACCGGUCAGCUGGGCUUAACCGGCCAGCAGCAGUUGCAUCUGCAGCAGCAUCAACAACAAAUGGGCCAGGCACCCGGCAUGGGUGAGGUGCUCACCCCGAAGAGGCAGGCGGUCGUAGACCGUUUGCGACGUAGAAUCGAGAGUUAUCGGCGCAGACAGACCGAUUGCAUCCCGAGGUUCGAUCAGAGUUUCAACGGAUUGUGCGAGCAGAAUACGUACGACACCCAGGUGCUGAAGCAACGUUUCCUCGAGAGCAAGGCCAAGCGCCAGGCCAAGAAGACGGACAAGAAGCAGAGCGACUCGGUUGGCCUCUCCAACGUUCAUAUGCAGCAGAAAUACCUCAAGAGGACGGCCGAGGAUUUGGAGCCUGCCGGUGCUAGCGGCGAUGGCAGCUUCGGCGAGCCGCCGGUCAAGCUGCAGUGCACGCAGGGGCAGCAUCAGCACCAGCAGGGUCCAGGGGCUGGUGGUGGCGGCGGACCCCAUCACGGCCACGGCCAGCAUCAGCCGGGGAACGGUGCAAACUCGACAGGCCCGACGCCCGGCGGCGGAAGUGGUACCGGUGGCGGUGACGAGAGCCUCAAGUUCCAAGUGCAGAUUGUCCAGCAGCUAGAAUUCACGACCUCGGCGGCGAAUAACUCUCAGGCGCAGCAGAUCUCGACAAACGUAACAGUGAAAGCGCUGACAAACGCGUCUGUCAAGAGCGAUCUUCUGAACGCGUCCUCCUCCCCGAAGCCCGGGACGGAUACUACCGCGUCCGCUGCAUCCAGGCCGCAGACCGGAAAUGGUAACGGCCCCGGUGGUCCCGGUGGACCUGGUCCUGGCGCGGGUCUUGGAGGACCUGUUCCUGGCAACGCUGGCGGCAGCGGCGGGAUUGGUUGCGUCGAUAUCGGUAACCUGGUGGAAUGCAAGCAGGAACCCGAUAACGAGUUUGUGGAUCUAGAACAGUGCGCCGCCGCGUUGGAGAAGGAUGUCGCGGCGAACGGCCUUCAUGGGUUCUCCGAGUUUAUAGGUGAUGACACCAGCGAUGAGAUUAUUGCGUCGGAUGCGUUCAAGGAUCUCAUCUCUGAAAUAUCGGACUUUCAUCCGGAGUUCAUGAAGGACUUUGAUUUCGAGGAUAAAAGCGUCGACGCAUUGGCGAACAACGCCGCGGUGGCGGCCGCGGCCGCCGCUGCUGUUGCGAAUAACAACAACAAUAGCAACAACAACAACAACAAUAACAACGGGCUCCCGACGAAUAACGGACAGAUCAAGAUCGAGGAUGACAAGGAUACGAUACAUCCGCAGCAGCAGCAGCACCCGAACAGCGCGAACAACGUCAAUAGUAACAACGUCGGUAAUAACAACAGCAACGCUAUGCCGGCCAACUCGAGUCCGGGCACUCUCGCUUCCUCGCAAUAUUCACCCGUGCGACUCGCUUACACCGGACUGGACUUCAAAUCAGAGAUGAAUCCCGCGGCCCAAACCCUCAAGCAGAUGGCCGAGCAGCAUCAACACAAGAGUCAACAACUGGGUCUGGGCGGAUUCAAUCCUACGGCUGCCGCAGCGGCUGCAGCGGCGCGAGGCCCCACAGCGAGGUCUCCCUACGCCGAAUUUCCCCAGUUUGGUGGCGCGUCCGAUUACCUCGGCAGUCCCGGCAGCACGGGCCCUACUGGCGGACAGAAUCAGGCCGCGUCCACCGGGACCGGCUCGUAUCACAAGAACAAUGGUACGCCGACCUUCCAGAGUCAGCAGACGAACGACAUGUUCGUCGGCUCGCAGACGCAAUUUGCCGCGGCGGGUCUGACGGACAUGAAAAGGCCUCAGCCAGCUACGACGGGCGGAAAACCCAGUAUGCUCGGACCGACCGGUGGCUACAAGCAACAGUACUCGCCGUACGGUAGCCCGGGCUCGAUGCCGAAUCACGGCAGUCCGGGAUACCCCAUGCCACCCAGAGGAUCCCAAGGUGGCGGACCGAAUCAGACCGGCUCGCAAGGACCCUUCAAUACGAACUCUACACCGCCGAGACCUCCUUCCGGACCUGGUACUUCCACCUUGCAGAUCAAUCAAGCGCAGCAACUGCACAUCAGUAAUCAGAUCCAAGUGUCGGCCGGCCAGCAUAUGCAGCUGACGGGCGACCUGAAGCCGGUCGUGUCCGUCGCGGCUCAGCAGGAGUACUUCAAUCAACAACAACCGCAGAAUCAGGCAGGACCUGCCGCUAACCAGACCGACACCUACUGUUCGGUUACCCAGACCCCGACCAUCAACUUUACCCAGCAGAGCCUGAGGCAGAGGACGGCCGCAGCUGGUGGAGUCCCGCAACCCGGG
Molecule: messenger RNA, 4528 nt
Organism: Nylanderia fulva
Lineage: Eukaryota; Metazoa; Arthropoda; Insecta; Hymenoptera; Formicidae
Source: RefSeq, a predicted model, not a curated record